GAUCUGAGAGUCGACUGUUUGUGCUGGCGAGCUCUUCCCUCACCCAUGGGAGGGCCCGAGGUUCACGAUCAACAAACUCUCCGGUCUUCGGACCGAUAGAAAACUUGAAGUGUGACAACUCCUUCUUGUAAUGUUCAUUCGACUUUGUGAGCUUCUCACCGUCCUUCGUCAGAUGACUAUAUGCACCGCAACAGUGACGCUAAAAAUUAGACGACCAAGGAAGGUCACUAACCUAUGCAAUGAAUGUGGCAACUCAUCUGGCGCAGCGAAGAGAAGUACUAAAAAACCAUACCUUUGUAGUUGUUCCGUAAGUUUCAAUUUAGCUACCUUACCUUUUCCUGACACUUGUCAUCAAAAGUUCACUCAAAAUGCAGAGAAUCAGGGAAGUGCCUGCCAGAUGGUCAUUUCAAUUCUCCAAUGUAAUUCCUCAGCUGGACAAUAGUCAUCCGAUGUCGUAUCUGUAUAUGCAAUAAAAACCCAAACCCAAUAUGAGACAAUGAAAGAUUCUA
Molecule: messenger RNA, 509 nt
Organism: Hyaloscypha bicolor E
Lineage: Eukaryota; Fungi; Ascomycota; Leotiomycetes; Helotiales; Hyaloscyphaceae
Exons: 1
Coding region: 131-442 (103 amino acids)
Source: RefSeq, a predicted model, not a curated record